AUGGGUAGGGGCCGUCGCAUGAAUAAGAAACAGGGGCCCCCGCCCCCGCUUGACGAGUCCAAGAUCACCAUCCUCAAGAAGCGAAAAGCCGCCGAGGCCGACGCAAAGGAAGAGACAGGCAAGAAGCGGAGGAAAGCCGAGCUUGAGCAGGAGCAGAAGCAAAAGCAAAAGCCGAAGCAGAAUGGGGUAACGGUCAAUGGGAAAGCAAAGGGCGACGGCGCUGACAAGCCCGCAAAAAAGGAAAAGGAAAUUGAAAAGAAGAAGCCGGCCAAACUCAUUGAAUCGGAGUCCGAAGAUGAUGAGGAGGAUAGCUGGGGCAGCGAUGCCGAAGAUAUGAUGGAUGAUGAGUUCGAUGACCUUGACGGGGUCAGCGAUGGGUCUGGCGGAAGCAGUAUGGAAGAGGACGAGGAAGACGGCAAAAAAGUUUUCGACGAGGAUUCCGUGUUCGAUUCAGAGGAAGAUGAAGAAGAUGAAGAAGACCAUCCCCGGAAGUCCAUGUUCUCGGACGACGAAGACAUGUCUGAUGCAGAGGAGAAACUAACGGCAGCCAACAUGGAGGGUCUGUCGCGCAAAUUGGACCAGCAAAAAGCAGAGGAGGAGGAGGAGGCUCGAAAGGAGAUGCAAGAUUCGGCCUUGCAGACCAACAUCGCAGGCGAUCGUCCCGACGUGUUUGGGGAGGCCGAGGAGCUGAAAAAGGCUGGGCUGGCCCCGGACAUGAAGCUGCUCCGGACGCGCAUCACCGAGACGAUUCGCAUCUUGAGCGACUUGCACAAUCUGGGCCAACCGGGCAAGUCCCGCGCGGACUACCUGCAGCUUUUGCAGGACGACAUCUGCGCAUACUACGGAUACACGCCAUUCAUGGCUGAAAAGCUCAUGUCGCUGUUCACCCCGAUGGAAGCGUUUGCCUUCUUCGAAGCGAACGAGACGCCGCGUCCGGUGGUCAUCCGUACCAACACGCUGCGCACGAACCGUCGCACACUGGCCCAGGCGCUGAUCAACCGAGGUGUGGUGUUGGAGCCCGUGGGCAAGUGGUCCAAGGUCGGUCUGCAGGUGUUCGAGUCGCCUGUGCCUCUGGGUGCUACACCAGAGUACCUGGCCGGCCACUACAUGCUGCAGGCAGCCUCGUCCUUCCUCCCUGUCAUGGCUUUGGCUCCGCAGCCCCACGAGCGUAUUCUGGAUAUGGCCGCCGCUCCUGGUGGUAAGACGACAUAUAUUGCAGCGCUGAUGCGGAAUACCGGCGUGAUCCUGGCCAACGAUGCCAACAAGGCGCGUGCCAAGGGUCUGAUAGGUAACAUCCACCGUCUGGGAGUCAAGAACACCAUUGUAUCGAACCUCGAUGCCCGCGAGGCAUUCCCCAAGAUCAUGGGAGGGUUCGAUCGGGUUCUGCUCGACGCGCCCUGCACGGGUACUGGUGUCAUCUCAAAGGAUCCCAGCGUCAAGACGUCCAAGACGGAGCGGGACUUCUUGGCCAUUCCGCACAUGCAGAAACAACUGCUGCUUGCAGCGAUCGACUCGACGGACCACCACUCCAAGACGGGCGGUUACAUUGUGUACUCUACGUGUAGCGUGACGGUGGAGGAGAACGAGCAGGUGGUGCAGUACGCGCUGCGGAAGCGGCCCAACGUGAAGAUCGUCGACACGGGACUGGGCGACUUCGGCAGCCCGGGAUUCAAGAGCUACAUGGGCAAGCAGUUCGACCCGAAGAUGACGCUGGCGAGACGAUACUUCCCGCACCGGGAGAACGUGGAUGGCUUCUUCGUGUGCAAGCUGAAGAAGACUGGUCCCAGCCCGCACAUGACGAAGAAGGGAGCAGCUGCAGCCAACAAAGACGCUGCCGGUGCAGAGAACGCCGACGGCGCGGCCGGCGAGGAAGAGGUCGUCGACAAGACGCCCAUCACAGACGAGACCGGCACACCGUUCGGCGAGCCUUCCUUCGGCCCGUUCGACGACGAUGCCGACGCGGAGAUUAUCGCACGGGGCGAACGCAGACGUAUCCGGAAGAAGGGAUUGAACCCGAAGGCGGUGCUGAACAAGCCGAAAAAGGGGGCAGCCAAGGAGGAGAAGAACGAGCAAGAUCAGGACCAGGACCAGGACCAGUUCUCUUCUUCUUCUUCGGAAUCUGACAACAAGAAGAAUGACACCGACAGUAAUAAUAAAGAGGAAGAAGAGAAGAAAGAAGAUGCCAAGUCUGCCGACAAGACCGACAAGACCCAACAACCCACCGAGUCAAAGGAUCAAGAAAAGCAAGAAGGAAAGCAAGAAAAGGAGCAGAAACAGAAACAAAAACAAAAACAACAAUCAUCAGACAAACCCAAAAGCCCCAAGAGUCCCCAUAGUCCCAAGGACAAGGGUAAAAAAUAA
Molecule: messenger RNA, 2361 nt
Organism: Rasamsonia emersonii CBS 393.64
Lineage: Eukaryota; Fungi; Ascomycota; Eurotiomycetes; Eurotiales; Trichocomaceae
Product: tRNA and rRNA cytosine-C5-methylase
Exons: 1
Coding region: 1-2361 (786 amino acids)
Biological process (GO): maturation of LSU-rRNA; rRNA base methylation
Cellular component (GO): nucleolus
Molecular function (GO): RNA binding; rRNA (cytosine-C5-)-methyltransferase activity
Source: RefSeq, a predicted model, not a curated record